AUGCCACCCAGGAACAUGUGUGGCUUGGAGCUGGUGUGUUGGGCUCUCAUCCUCAUGCAGCUGGGCACAUCAGAGCUGACCGGGGUCUCACAGCAGAAGGAUGAGCAGCAGUUACAUACAGCAGGACCUAGCCCAGGGCUAAAGAAUUUGUCUACAGUCCGUGGCUUCCGGCACCCACACCCUGCUCUCCGGUACCCGUUGUACAUGAUGCAGCUGUACAGAUCUCUGGUCAUUGGGAAUCACCUGGGACAGCCCACCAUGGAGACAUCAGCACUGCAGGAAUCUGACUCAGUCUUAAGCCUCGUGGCUAGAAGUUCUCUCCAGGCUGGGGAUCACUGGACUCUCUCUUUCGACAUGACCUCCAUCUCCGGCAGCCAUGAGGUGAGGCUGGCCGAGCUGCGGGUCCGCCUGCCGUCCUUCCCCCAGUCCCACAAUGUGACGGUGGACAUCUACCACAGCCACGAGCGCAAGCACCAGGGCAACCAGACCCGCGUGGACAGGCUCUUCCUGGGCACCUUCACCAGCAGUCCUGCUGUCAGCCACUCCUCCUGGAGAGUGUUCAACAUCACCAGCUUGCUUCAGUCCUGGCUCCACCAAGGGGUGGCCUCCGGCAAUGGGAAGCAUGCAGAUGCUCAGGGCUCCCAGGGGCAGGAGAGGGAGGAGAGGACCGGGUCAGACAGCAAUGCCACUGGAUCGACGGGUGUGCAGAAUUCCAGUGGCUCCAGCAAGGCGGAGCCAGCCGUGUCCCAUGGUGUGACAGACAAGGUCCUGCUGGUUGUCUUCUCCAAAGAUAAACCUUCAGCAGAGCCCUCCCGGGCAUCCACCCUCAUCAGAACUGCGGAGACCUCCAAGCAUGUCAUGAUUGACAACGCUGCCAAAGAGCUGGGGAACCGCCGGCACCGCCGGAACAAGCAGGAGAGGCAAAGGAUUAAAAUGGCCGACCUCUCCACCCCGGGCCUUGGGGAGGAAGGCAGGUCUCUGUGCAGGAGGGUAGAUAUGAUCGUGAACUUUGAGCAGACCGGCUGGGGAAGCUGGAUCGUCUACCCCAAGAAGUACAACGCCUACCGGUGUGAGGGAGAGUGCCCAGCGCCCGUGGAUGAGACCUUCAAACCAACUAACCAUGCAUAUAUUCAGAGUUUGCUGAAGCUGUACCAGCCCAACCGGGUGCCCUGUCCAGCCUGUGCUCCAGUCAAGAUGAGCCCCCUCUCCAUGCUGUACUAUGAGAAAGGGGAAGUCGUCCUCCGCCACCAUGAAGACAUGAUCAUCGAGGAAUGUGGCUGCAACUGA
Molecule: messenger RNA, 1287 nt
Organism: Terrapene triunguis (Three-toed box turtle)
Lineage: Eukaryota; Metazoa; Chordata; Testudines; Emydidae
Gene: NODAL
Product: nodal growth differentiation factor
Exons: 3
Coding region: 1-1287 (428 amino acids)
Biological process (GO): BMP signaling pathway; SMAD protein signal transduction
Cellular component (GO): extracellular region
Molecular function (GO): type I activin receptor binding; growth factor activity; cytokine activity
Source: RefSeq, a predicted model, not a curated record